CAGUAAGGUAGUCGCAGCCACGACGCAAGUGGGAGGGCCAGGCUCGACGCUGGAGAAUAAAAUGACAUCGAUGGCGCGCCCGUCUCCCCACCCUACACUCACAUGCCGGGCUGGAUCCACGACACAGGACGCAGUUGAGUCCGAGGAACCCUCGUGAACAGACAACCGGCCCUUGACAGUCACGGCCAUGCAGCCGAAAACGACGUUUGCCUUCUGCCUGGCCGCUGCGGGCUUUGAGACAGCAGCAGCUCUCAAGCGCAUUGUCUCUGCCGCUGGCCAGACCGCGGCGAUCCCGUCGUGGGAUCUGCAGUCGAGCGCAAAGGCCGGCAGCGACCUCGCCGCGCUGUCCAAGCCGGGCGUCGACACGUCCUCCGGGGUGUACAACGACACGCAGCUGUUCUUCUCGGACAACCUCAGCAAGGUCGACGCCGACCAGUUCCUGGUCCCGUGGCUCUACCGCAACGAGUUCGCCCUCGACAGCGCCGCCCCCGGCAAGCACUACUUCCUCAAGACCCACGGCAUCACGUCGCGCGCCGACAUCUUCCUCAACGGGAAGCAGGUCGCCGACAAGAGCGUCCAGGCCGGCGCCUACGGGGGCCACACAUACGACAUCACCAGCCUGGCCGAUAAGAAGAACGUCCUCGUCAUCCGCGCCUACCCGACAAGCUACUACUACGACUUUGCCAUUGGCUGGGUCGACUGGAACUACUGGCCCAACGAUAACGGGACUAGCGUAUGGCGCGACGUCGAGGUCAAGCAGACCGGGUCCGUGGCCCUCGGCCCGCUACUACAAGAACACACCAUAUUCAUCGUCAACGGCCAGCCCUUCCAGGUCAUCGGCGGCGGGUACGCGCCGGACAUCUUCCUACGGUCGGACAGCGCGCGGCUCGAGGCAGAGCUCAAGUACGUGCUGGACCUGGGCUUCAACACGAUCCGGCUCGAGGGCAAGAACGAGCACCCGGAGCUGUACGACCUGGCCGACCGCAUGGGCGUCAUGAUCAUGCCCGGGUGGGAGUGCUGCGACAAGUGGGAGGCGUGGAGCUAUAACAACGACCUGGCCGUCGCCACCCUACUCAUGUACUUCAUCGGCAGCGACUACUACCCCGACGACCGGGCCGCGCCCAUAUACCUCGACGCGUUUAGGGCCGGCGACUGGCAGGUGCCGCCCAACUACUGGUACGACACGGAGCCGUACGGCAAGCGGCUAGGCGCGGCGUACGGCUUCAACACGGAGCUCAGCGCUAGCGUCGGAACCCCCGACCUAUCCAGCCUCAAGAAGUUCCUCUCGGCCGCAGACCUCGACGACCUCUGGAAGAACCCCAAUAAAAAUCUGUUCCACAUAUCGACCGCCACCUCCUCGUUCCACAACCGCGCCAUCUACAACACGGCCCUGUGGAAGCGGUGGGGCGCGCCAACCUCGCUCGAGGACUACCCUGCACUGGAACAUCUAGGACUACUACAUGUACCCGGCGGGGGGUACUUUGGCGCCAAGACGGGCAGCCGCGCCGAGCACGUCACGUUCGACUACGUGCGCCAGGCCGUGUACCUAGUCAACCGGUCGCUGGGCAAGGCGGGGCCGCGCACCGUCGAUAUCCAGGUGAUCGAUACGGCGGGUAAGACCAUCGCCUCGCUCAAGUCCGCGCUCAGCGGCAUCAAGGACGUGGUGUUCGUACGCCUGGUGCUGUCGGACAGCGCGAGCGGGGCGGUGCUCAGCCGCAACUUCGUAACGCCGGUGACCACCUACAGCGACUACACGGCGCUCAACAAGCUGGCGGCCGCCAGCGUGGCAGCCACAGCCACGCAGACCAAGGACGGCGGCGGCGGCGGCGGCGGCGCGGUGGCGGUGACGCUCGAGAACCUAUCGAGCGUACCGGCGUUCUUUUCGGACAGCUAUGUCACGCUGUGGCCGAGGGAGAAGCUGACGCUGAUGGCGACGCCGCUUGGGGGCGCGGCGGCGGGCGCGGCGGUGUUGCUGGCGGGGAAGAACGUGGCCAAGCAGACGGUGGCUGUGGCAUAGGGGUGGGUGGUUGGCGGCUUUCAUGGGUGUCUAUUAUAGCCAGCCAGCAUUGGUUAGGUACAUGAGUUUGAAUAAGCA
Molecule: messenger RNA, 2095 nt
Organism: Lasiosphaeria miniovina
Lineage: Eukaryota; Fungi; Ascomycota; Sordariomycetes; Sordariales; Lasiosphaeriaceae
Product: glycoside hydrolase superfamily
Exons: 9
Coding region: 188-2017 (609 amino acids)
Molecular function (GO): hydrolase activity, hydrolyzing O-glycosyl compounds
Source: RefSeq, a predicted model, not a curated record